Molecule: messenger RNA, 3748 nt
Organism: Cotesia congregata
Lineage: Eukaryota; Metazoa; Arthropoda; Insecta; Hymenoptera; Braconidae
Source: the annotation of a GenBank genome assembly
AUGAUGCGGCUAAUUAAAAUUAUUUUAUGCUGCUGUUGCGUAUUUAGUGGUCACUUUUCAAAUGGAAGCAGCAUUCACAGUUCAGAAAUCAAAUCACACCUCAUCAAUCAUACGAUGGAAUUGAUUGAUAAAGGUUUUGCAAAUAAUUCGAAUCCACUGAUCAUAUCUUCUGACUUAGUUGAUGACCAAGUGGCAAGUGAGAAUGUCGAUUCUGGAAAACCGCUGAUCGUUAUAAAUAGUGAUCAGAAACGGAAGCAAAUCGAAGGAUAUCUUCCCAGCCAUCCUACGUACAUCCUCAGAUACGAAUCUCUGCCGAAACUGACAUCACUCAUCUUUGGGUUCAUGCGCUCAUCAACCUGCAACAUAAAGUCGCCAAUUUUCCUUCUCGACGUUUCUGAAGGGACGCAUGAUAUGGACGCUAGUAUAGCUCUUGGAUUCCUUGCAAGCCUCGAUAUUUUAAUAUCCUACUAUGUAUCUUAUGAUGACAAAAAAGAUUCAACAAUGGUCUACACUCUGAACCCUUACACACAAUACGCUCCGUCACCUUGGAAUCAAGUUAAAUUUGCAAAUGCCAAGAGCAAUAGUAAAACAAAAGCGACACUAUACAAUUUGCAGUAUCCGAAAGAUUUGAAUUACAACUGUAAAAAUAUUCAUUUUGAUAAAACGGAGCACUUGGAAGGUCAUGAAAUAAAAUUAAUGGCCUCUACUAUCCAAAAAAAUUUAUCCGAAGAGUACACGCAGAGAAAUAUUAUUGAGUACAUGGAAUAUUUAAAAAAAUUCAAAGAUAACGGAUUGAAUUCAUUACCUGAUUAUAUGAACGUAACAACGUCAAUUCAAAUCCUCGAAAACAAUUUCAAAGGAAAAAAUAUAAAAUACGGUUUUGACGGAAAACUUGUCAAUCGUCAGUAUGAUGCGAGAAACCUCAUGACCCAAUUAGCUGAUACAAAUCCUAAAUUAACUGAUUUUGUGACGGAGUAUCGUGAAUGGUAUUAUUCAAUUUUGACGAAGAAAACAGAUUAUUUGUUGGCAAACACCGAAAUCGACAUAAAUCUUUGGUUCAUCUUAAUAACACUCUUUGUGUUGAUGUUGAUUGCAAUGGUCAUAAUCAUAAACAACAAAUUUAACGUGAGCGAAGGAAUAAUGGACAUUGUGAGCAUGUCACUGAGCAUGGGGAUAAUGUCUUCAAUGGGACGUCUUUCGAUGAGGAUCAUUUAUUUUUUCGGAUUUUUAUUUAUUUUUGUGGUAAUGCCCGAAUUCCAAGGACAAAUCUCGGCCAUCCUAUCCCAACCUGCAAGACGCAAUGUCGAAACACUAAAGGAUUUGUUCGACAACCAGUAUCAUGUGUACUACGACGGAUUAUUAGAGAAUGACAUGAUAAUUGAAAAAUUGUGGGUGACCGAAGAGGACCAGAAAUACUUGCAUCCAUCGCGUCAUUCUGAUCUGAACAAAUGUAUGAAAGAAGCCCAACAAAAUCCGACCAUUGCUUGUAUUGACUCGACUAAAAACCAACUCCGCUACGCCUUAAAGCUUCAAAAUCUCUAUGUAUCAAAGGAAAUCACGUUCAAGAAAUAUUUUGUGUUUUGGACAAAGAAGAACUGGGCACUGAAGGACAAAAUUGAUAAAGUUCGUUCAAUACCGGUAGAAACAGGAUUAAUUUACCAUUACAAUGAAGAGAUAAUAAAAAACUUAUGGAAAAGAAAAGAGAAGAUGGAGAAAAUUAAAGAAAAUGAAAACUAUGAACGGAUUGACUUUGAUAACUUGGUGUUUUAUUUCAUUAUGUUUGCGGCUACUUUGCUGUGGAGUUUGAUCAUUUUUGAAAUUGAACUCAUUGUUCACUAUUAUCACUCUAAAUAUCAAAGACAGGAAAAGGAGCGACGACAGUUUAUUAAGAGAUUGAGAGCACAACCACGGAUUAUUUUACCCCAGAUGGAAUUGAUUGAUAAAGGAUUUGCAAAUAAUUCGAAUCCACUGAUCAUAUCUUCUGACUUAGUUGAUGACCAAGUGGCAAGUGAGAAUGUCGAUUCUGGAAAACCGCUGAUCGUUAUAAAUAGUGAUCAGAAACGAAAGCAAAUCGAAAGAUAUCUUCCCAGCCAUCCUACGUACAUCCUCAGAUACGAAUCUCUGUCGAAACUGGUAUCACUCAUCUUUGGGUUCAUGCGCUCAUCAACCUGCAACAUAAAGUCGCCAAUUUUCCUUCUCGACGUUUCUGAAGGGACGCAUGAUAUGGACGCUAGUAUAGCUCUUGGAUUCCUUGCAAGCCUCGAUAUUUUAAUAUCCUACUAUGUAUCUUAUGAUGACAAAAAAGAUUCAACAAUGGUCUACACUCUGAACCCUUACACACAAUACGCUCCGUCACCUUGGAAUCAAGUUAAAUUUGCAAAUGCCAAGAGCAAUAGUAAAACAAAAGCGACACUAUACAGUUUGCAGAAUCCGAGAGAUUUGAAGAACAACUAUAAAAAUAUUUAUUUUGAUAAAACUCAGCACUUAGAUGGUCAUCAAAUAAAACUAAUCGUCCCUGUUAUUGAAAAUUAUUUACCCAAACAAGACAAGCAGAGAAAUAUUAUUAAGUACAUGAAAUUCACUGAAAAGUUCAAGGACGUCGAUCUGAACUCAAUAUCUGAUUAUAUGAAUGUAACUGCAUUGACUCAAAUUGCUGAAAUGAAUACCGAUAUAAAAGUAUUGAAAUACGGUUAUGAUGAAAAACUUUUCAAUCGUCAGUAUGAUGCGAUUAACGCCAUGAACCAACUAGCUGAUACAAAUCUUAGCUUGACUGAUUUUGUGACAGAGUAUCAUGAAAUGCACUUUUCAAUCCUAACGAAGAAAACAGAUUAUUUGACUGGUAGUCACCGAAAUCCCCAUUGAUCUUCCGUUCAUUUUUAUCACACUCUUUGUGUUGUUCUUGAUUGCAGUAAUCAUAACCAUGAGCAAUAAAUUUAACGUGAGCGAAGGAAUCAUGGAUAUUGUGAGCAUGUUACUGAACAUGGGGAUAAUAUCUCCAAUGGGACGUCUCUCAAUGCGGAUCAUUUAUUUCUUUGGAUUUUUAUUCAUUUUUGUGGUGAUGCCCGAAUUCCAAGGACAAAUCUCGGUCAUUCUACCCCAACCUGCAAGACGCAAUGUCGAAACUCUAAAGGAUUUGUUCGACAACCAGUAUCAUGUGUACUACGACGGAUUAUUAGAGAAUGACAUGAUAAAUGAAAAAUUGUGGGUGACCGAAGAAGACCAGAAAUACUUGCAUCCAUCGGGUCAUUCUGAUCUGAACAAAUGUAUGAAAGAAGCCCAAAAAAAUUCGACCAUUGCUUGUAUUGACAUGACUGUAAGACAACUCCUCAACGCUUUAAAGCUUCAAAAUCUCUACGUAUCAAAGGAAAUUACGUUCAAGAAAUAUUUUGUGUUUUGGACAAAGAGGAACUGGGCGCUGAAGGACAAAAUUGAUAAAAUUCGUUCAAUACCGGUGGAAACAGGAUUAAUUUACCAUUACGAUGAAAAGAUAACGAAAAACCUAUGGAAAAGAAAAGAGAAGAUGGAGAAAAUUAAAAAAGCUGAAAACUAUGAACGGAUCGACUUUGAUAACUUGGUGUUUUAUUAAUUGUAUUUGCGGCUACUUUGCUGUGGAGUUUGGUCAUUUUUGGAAUUGAGCUUAUUGUCUACCACAGUCACUCUAAAUAUAGAAGACAGGAAAAGGAGCGACGACAGUUCAUCAAGAGAUUGAGAGCACAACCACGGAUAAUUUUUUUCCCAGGUCGGAUUG